AUGGCGAGCGACGAUCUCCAAUUCAAAUCGGUGGAACUGUACGGAGGAGCUAUUGUUGUGGAACUUCCAGAGGGAUUUGAAGAUGUCAGCCAAAUUCGCCAAGUGCCCGACCACCAAGAAGUCUACCUCGACCGCUCCGGCUUCAGCAGUAUCGUCUUUGACAUUCUCGAACGCGUGCACAAUGCUCAGAAUGACGAUGUGGAAGCGUUGAAGUUCCAUUUGCAGGACAUCGUGGAAUCGGACGCGAGUACAACCAUCGUGCAUCGCAUCGAAGCGAAGAAUGUGAAAUUGGCGAAAAUGCCAGAUCUCAAGGCUUUGACGCUGUUGGCGACAUGUCCUCCGGGGGAGAAGAUGAGAGGGAGGGCCAAUGAACCGGAUGCUGUGGGGGUGUGUUUGUUGUUGGUGCGGUUGGAGGGGAAGUGGGAGACGGACUUGUUGUGUACUGUGAAUGUGCCGUGCGUCAGUGGGGAUGAGGGUGGUGAUGUGAAGGAGGAUGAUGGGGAAGAUGUCAAGAUGAAGAUCGAGAGGUUGUUGCUGGUGGGGUGUCAAAUUCGGGAGAAGGUGAUGGCAACUCUGGAGAUUCGCGAUUGGGGGCUAUUUGGGGAGGGAGAAUGA
Molecule: messenger RNA, 615 nt
Organism: Sphaerulina musiva SO2202
Lineage: Eukaryota; Fungi; Ascomycota; Dothideomycetes; Mycosphaerellales; Mycosphaerellaceae
Product: Mog1p/PsbP-like protein
Exons: 2
Coding region: 1-615 (204 amino acids)
Biological process (GO): protein import into nucleus
Cellular component (GO): nucleus
Molecular function (GO): guanyl-nucleotide exchange factor activity; small GTPase binding
Source: RefSeq, a predicted model, not a curated record